Messenger RNA from Nannospalax galili (Upper Galilee mountains blind mole rat), 1553 nucleotides. RefSeq lists its product as uncharacterized. Gene Ontology annotation, biological process: proteolysis. The coding region runs from base 60 to 1553 and encodes 497 amino acids. The transcript is spliced from 3 exons. Gene Ontology annotation, molecular function: nucleic acid binding; aspartic-type endopeptidase activity; RNA-DNA hybrid ribonuclease activity. The record is from RefSeq and is a predicted model, not a curated record. NCBI's taxonomy places the organism in Eukaryota, Metazoa, Chordata, Mammalia, Rodentia, Spalacidae.
AGGAACCCCCACAUGAGCCCAGGGUAACUCUUCAUGUGGGGGGACAGCCAGUCACCUUCAUGGUAGAUACUGGGGCGCAACAUUCCGUCCUUACCCAGACGACUGGCCCGCUUAGUAAGAAAACAAUAUGGGUAGAAGGAGCCACUGGAGCCAAACGAUACCGCUGGACUACAAGCCGGGAGGUUCAGCUUGCUUCAGGGAAGGUGACUCAUACCUUCCUGCAUGUACCAGACUGUCCCUACCCCCUGCUAGGACGGGACCUACUAACCAAGCUUGGAGCACACAUCUACUUUGAAAACAAGGGAGCCAAGGUUACUGAUUCCAAAGGGACACCCAUACAAGUGCUUACUCUUAAAUUAGAAGAUGAAUAUAGACUACAUCAUGGUCCCCAUCCUGUCCAGACAGACAUAGAUCAGUGGCUGUCCAAGUACCCUGACGCUUGGGCAGAGACGGGAGGAAUGGGGCUGGCCAUACACCAGCCACCCCUAAUUAUUGAACUAAAAGCCACCGCGACCCCGGUGGCUGUCAAGCAAUAUCCUAUGACAGCCGAAGCCCGCCAAGGAAUUAGGCCACACAUUAAAAGACUGCUGGAACAAGGGAUAUUAAUCCCAUGCCGGUCAGCCUGGAACACCCCUCUGUUGCCUGUUAAGAAACCUGGGAGCGGGGAUUACAGACCAGUGCAGGACCUGAGAGAAAUCAACAAGCGGGUAGAACAUAUCCCCCCUACAGUCCCAAUCCCUUAUAACUUGUUGAGCACCCUGUCUCCCAGCCAUACCUGGUACUCUGUAUUGGACCUAAAAGAUGCCUUCUUCUGCCUAAAGCUGCACCACCAGAGUCAGCCCCUGUUCACCUUCGAAUGGAAGGACUCCGAUCUGGGAAUUUCCGGUCAGCUUACUUGGACACGGCUGCCACAGGGGUUCAAGAACAGCCCCACCCUCUUUGAUGAGGCCCUGCACCAAGAUCUGACUGCUUUCAGGACCCUCCACCCCCACCUGAUUCUGUUGCAGUAUGUAGAUGACAUUUUGCUGGCGGCAGAGACACGGGAAGAGUGCCUAACAGACCGCAUCCAGUUCGGAGCCCCCGUCACCCUCAAUCCUGCAACACUGCUACCUGUGGCGGAGGGACCUGACUCCCAAACCGACCAUGAUUGCCUUCAGGUCCUGGCUGAAGUCUUCGGCACCCGACCAGACCUCAGCGAUCAACCACUAGAGGGAGCAGAUUAUACUUGGUACACGGAUGGGAGCAGUUUCCUUGCAGAGGGUAAGCGCAGGGCAGGGGCAGCGGUCACCUUGGACAACAAAGUAAUAUGGGCAGAACCCUUACCAGAGGGGACAUCCGCACAAAAAGCUGAGCUGGUGGCCCUGACACAGGCCCUGCGAUUGGCGGAAGCAUCCAUGGGUGCAGCCUGUGGCCUCUGGUUGCGACUGCUUACCCCACUUUCUGGCUCUGUGGGCUGUGGAGCUGAGGCAAACCCAGGAGCCUCCCACACGUCACUCCUUCAACGGGCAGAGCACCCCCUGAGCCGUCCUCGACCUUGGAAGCGUGAGACAUGA